GGCCAACCUGCUAGCUAUAACUGAGAAAUAUGGCAAUUUUGCAAAAUUUCGUCCUUUUCGCGGCCCUCGUGGCAACGAGUCGUUGCUUGGUGAUUAAGCCAGAAGCUGCAGUGCCCGUAGCCGCUGUGACUCCUCUGCCACCACUAGUUCCGUUGGCUGCGACUCAUCCCCUGUAUUACGGACACCAUCCCGCGGGGGUGGCACCAGUGGCCCCGGCCAUCGUCAAGACCAUCCACGCCGAUCCGCGUGACAAUCCCCAUCCUCAGUACAGCUACGUCUACGACAUCGCCGACCCAGUGACCGGUGACGUCAAGAGCCAGCAGGAGAGUCGCGACGGCGACGUAGUUCGCGGUAGUUACAGCUUCAUCGAGUCCGACGGCAGCAGACGCAUCGUCGACUACACGGCCGACGACAUCAACGGCUUCAACGCCGUCGUCAGGAGGGAGCCUGGAGUAGCGCCGCCGACGGGACCCGUUGGACCGUCAGCUUCAGCUCAUGUGCACCAGCAAAGCUACAACAAUCCGCUCAUCCACCAACACGCCUUGGCACCGCUUCCUCCGCUCUCUCACAAUCAUCUCAAUGUAGCUCCUGUUAUAGGACCAUCAAAUGCUUACUUAGCUUUACAACGUCAGCACGCCGCAGCUGCUGGUUUGGGUCUUAGCCAUGUUCACAAUUCACUGGUCAACCCAGUGUAUCAACAAUAUAUACCUGCUCAUCAUUAUCAGCCACAUUUACCCAUUGGUCGUAUCGGAUAUGCUCUGAAUAAUGUGCCUUUUGGCUAUGCUCAUCAGCAUUAAAAUUUUUAUUUUCAUUUUAGCUCGAUACUGUUUUAGAGAGAAAAACAAAUUAAGAAUACAAAAUGAUAUAUUCCGUCGAAAAAAUCAUCUAAUUUACCUAAUAAUUAAUCACCGAAAGAUACCAGCCUUAGAUUAUCCUGGUUAAAUUUAUAAUUAAUAUAGAACACCUUAUUUAAUUAAA
This is a messenger RNA of Trichogramma pretiosum, 978 nucleotides long. Its product is annotated as larval cuticle protein A1A-like. The transcript is spliced from 3 exons. The coding region runs from base 30 to 797 and encodes 255 amino acids. The record is from RefSeq and is a predicted model, not a curated record. Gene Ontology annotation, cellular component: extracellular matrix. NCBI's taxonomy places the organism in Eukaryota, Metazoa, Arthropoda, Insecta, Hymenoptera, Trichogrammatidae.